AUGUCCAGACGAAUGAGUAAUAUGUCAGUAUUUACUCGUCCAAGUAUUGUAUUUGCCAUUGUUUUUGGCUGUUUUGCUGUGCUUAUACCAAGAAUUUUUUGGCCAAUAGCGCGUAAUACAUUUGGAUUAAAUCCUCCUACACGAGAUGAUGAAACAAAUUUUCGUCGACCACCGGUACGUGAAGGAAUUAGUGAAGGCGAUCAAGUUGAAUAUAUUCAUGGUUCGCCACCGCAUAUGCGUGGCCCACAUCCUGGAAUGCGAGUACACGCUGAUAAAUCUGAUAGUAGUUCAAAAUCUCUUAUUACAUUUGCCUUACCAAUGUAUGCUAUUGGCAUAUCAAUUUAUCUUAUUUAUACAGUGUGUAAGGUGGUGUCAAAACGAAAUGUAAACAAAGAAAAAGAUUAUUUAAAUGAAAAAUAUAAAAAUAUUCGUUGGGAUCCUGAUAGUAAACAAUUUCAAAAUAAUGACGAUGAAGAUGCUACUGGUCUUUAUACUGGUUUGGAUCCUGAAUAUAUAGAAUAUUUAAAACAAAAGAAAAAGAAGAAAAAUGAAGCAGAACAAUUCAUGACUACUGAACAAAAACAAAUGCAUCAAACAUUGGCUGAUAUGAAAAGUUCUCUCACAUUUAUUAGUUCAAAAUUAAUGACAAAACAAUCAAAAGGCGCACUCGAUGACAAUGAAAUCACUCAACUUCAAUCUCGUUUGGAAGCAACAGAAAGUCAAAUGUGUCAGGUAUUAAAUGCAUUGCAAGCAGCAUCGGAAAAAGUCGGUCAAUUCACGAAUAAUUCAGCAGCAUUAAAUCAAAAUCCACCGUUAAUAGUCAAACCAACAUCAGCGAAAACAAACUUAAAUGCAACACGAAAUAAAGCAUCCAUAAAGAAAAAGUCCUAUAACAGACAUGUUGAAGAGACAAAGACAGAUGAAUCAGAUACAAGCGAAUCAACAGACGAUGAUCGUGACUUCAAUAAUGAGAAUAGCUUAUAUCACGCGUCUAAUAAUCUAAAUAUUAAUAACAAACAGUCACACUAUGAUACAUCCGAAUCAUUAUCAUCGGACGAUGAAAAUGAAGAAGAACAACCUCAUCGGCUAACUGAUCAGGAUGAUGAUCCAACUGAUUUGAUGGAACUUGGUUGUAUGGAAACAAAUUAUGAUCAACAUCCAUCAAUCGUAAAUGAUUAUGAAUUGAAGAAAAAUACAUCGAAUAAGAAAAUACCGUAUGAAAAUGUUUCAAAUAAUCGUGGAAGUAGAAAUCCAACAGUACAUUUAUGGAAUAAUCGAAAUAAUAAUAGUAAUUCUCAAAGUUUAAGCGCUAGCACGAGUGAUUCAAGUUCUGAUGACAAUGAGAAACAUCAACAAUCUUAUCAUGAAGAAACAUUUUUAAAAAAUAGAAGAAAACACUAA
Messenger RNA from Didymodactylos carnosus, 1401 nucleotides. The record is from the annotation of a GenBank genome assembly. NCBI's taxonomy places the organism in Eukaryota, Metazoa, Rotifera, Eurotatoria, Philodinida, Philodinidae.